Kwoniella botswanensis is the source of this 1092-nucleotide messenger RNA. RefSeq lists its product as uncharacterized. Bases 1 to 1092 code for a protein of 363 amino acids. Gene Ontology annotation, cellular component: tRNA-intron endonuclease complex. Gene Ontology annotation, biological process: tRNA-type intron splice site recognition and cleavage; tRNA splicing, via endonucleolytic cleavage and ligation. Gene Ontology annotation, molecular function: tRNA-intron lyase activity; nucleic acid binding. Lineage: Eukaryota; Fungi; Basidiomycota; Tremellomycetes; Tremellales; Cryptococcaceae. The record is from RefSeq and is a predicted model, not a curated record. The transcript is spliced from 3 exons.
AUGGCUGAUCUACCCAAGAAUGGGGAAUCCUCGACGUCGAUAUCGACCCCGAAAGACGGGUUGAUAACCCUCUAUUUGGUCAAUGGCGUAGCGACAGUAUGGGAUGCUCAAGUCGCUGCCACCCUACAUUGCAUACAUAACAUCUCAGGUCUAAGAGCAGGCACAUUACCAGGUGUAUCUCAGCAGAAUGGGUUUCUGGGACUGCCCUUGACGUUGAUGAAAGAAGAGACGGCGUAUCUGGUCCAACAAGGCAUAGCCCACCUCGUCCCUCUGCCUUCUUUCCCCACUCUACCAACAGCGGAUGAUAUCUCCCAGCACACCGCCAAGCGUAUUGAGCGGAUACGCAAGCUCGAGCAGCACGCUAGAGACUUGGAGGAAGAAAGGCAGAAAUUGUCAAGUCAAGCAUUCGAAAAGGGAGGAGAGAAAGCUAGAGCAAAGAGGGAAGCUAGGGCAAGGGCCAAAGCUGAGAAAGAGAGGGAGCAGAAGUUGAGAGAACAUGAUGGUCUAUUUGGAGAUGAUACCACUGCAACAACAAGUAUACAAGAAUCAACGAUCGAUAUACCACCCUCUGUUAAACUUGAAGAUACUGUGACUACCCCAGCUACUCCUUCUGGAUCUAUACCUAAAGAUUCACCUGGACAUUUCCUUACCAUUCCCUCUCAUCCUCCCAUCCCUUCUUCAAUCCAAUCCAUUCAACCUAUAACAUCCAUUCCCCACCCCUUGUUUCCCUUCCCAGUUACUCCGAGGGACACAGCGCUAUUGGACGUAUUCACGACGUUGCAGAAAAGAGGAUAUAGGAUGGGCCUUGGACCGAGAUUUGGUGGAGAAUAUCUGAUAUAUCCAGGGGAUUAUCUGAGGUAUCACGCUCAUUUUACUAGUCAGGUGAUCGUACGGGACGAACCGAUCAAACCCUCUGAGCUUGUUGCGUGGGGGAGGUUGGGGACUGGUACGAAGAAAGCUGGAUUACUUUGUUGUUGGACCGAUGAUGCAACGAAUACCAGAUUAAGGGAAGGCCAAGAGAACGAAGAAGAAAAGGAAGAGGAAGAGGGAGGAGUGGAAUUUUAUAGUUUAGAAUGGGCAAACUUCGGAUAG